This is a messenger RNA of Trametes versicolor FP-101664 SS1, 1800 nucleotides long. RefSeq lists its product as uncharacterized. The annotation marks the transcript as partial. The record is from RefSeq and is a predicted model, not a curated record. NCBI's taxonomy places the organism in Eukaryota, Fungi, Basidiomycota, Agaricomycetes, Polyporales, Polyporaceae. The transcript has a single exon.
AAACCGACACGGCGCUUCGCCGACGUAUCUCUCACACACCCCCCUGUCCCGGACGUCCCGCGGGCUGUCCGGGAGGACCCCGUGGUGAACGCGACGCUGCGCGACCACCCGGACCUUUUCAAAAUUGUUUGCCCCAUAGACGUCGACCGCUUCGCCGCCUACCUGGACGAUCACCCAAACCAGGACUUCGUGCAGUCCGUGGUGCGUGCGCUGCGGGAGGGUUUCUGGCCGUACGCGGACGUCAAGCCGGCCGACUACCCGGACACGUGGGACGAACGCCGCCCUGCCCCACAGGAGGAGAAGGCAGCUCAGUUCUUGCGCGCCCAGCGAGACGAGGAGAUUGCCCUCGACCGCUACUCUGAGGGUUUUGGGGCGGAACUGUUUCCCGGGAUGUACUCCAUGCCCGUCCACGUUGUGCCCAAGCCGCACUCGGAGAAGUUUCGCCUUGUCAACGACCAGAGCGCGGGCGCGUACUCGCUAAACUCUAUGAUCAGGCCCGAGGCUAUCAAAGGCGCCGUGUUGGACGGCAUUCCGGCUCUCGGAGAAUCCCUCCGCAAGUUCCGGAGAGCUCACGCCGGAGAGCAGCUGAUCAUGUGGAAGUCGGAUGUCUCUCAGGCAUACCGCCGGAUGCCCGUGUCGCCGUACUGGCAGAUACGGCAGGUGGUCACUAUCGACGGGGUUCGAUAUGUGGACCGCUGCAAUCUUUUCGGAGGUCGCGGCUCACUGCGGGUGUGGGCUGCGUUCGACUGUCUGGUGGCCUGGAUUGCCGAGAACAAAGCUGGGGUGGACUUCAAGCUCAACUAUGUGGACGACGACUUCGGUUUCGCUCCCAUCAGCGACGUCAUGUGGUACGAACCCUACAAGCGCUAUUUUCCCACCCCCCAAGCUCGCCUCUUGACUCUCUGGGACGAACUGCGUAUCCCUCACGAGCUCACGAAGCAGUUGCAUGGCACGGACUUGCCCAUCAUAGGUUUCAACGUCGACCCCAACGCAAUGACGGUGACUCUCCCCGACGAGGGCAAGGCACGCCUCCUCGACGCCAUCGACUCCUUCUGCGACAUCACUCCCGGCAACAGGCGGAGGUCCCUCGCGGAGUUCCAGGCUUUCACUGGCUACGCCAACUGGGCCUUCAACGUGUACCCUCUCCUCAAACCUGCGCUCUCAAACGUCUACGAGAAGAUGAUCGGGAAGUCCGACCGCCUCGCGGGCAUCUACGUCAACGCUGCCAUCGUCCGCGACUUGCAGUGGCUGCGCUCACACGUCCUCAAGUCCCCUGGCGUGCACUUCCUGUCCGCAAACGCUUGGUCCCCCGCAGACUUGGUUCAGGGCUCUCUGGGCGACGAGUUCGCCCUCACCGACGCAUCGGGCCACGGGUUGGGGAUCUAUUUCCCCUGGUUGCGACUGGGUUUCCAUUGCGAGCUUCCUGACGGUGCGCCCACUGAGACAAUCUUCUUCUUCGAGGCCCUCGCUAUCUGCGCCGCCAUCCACAAGGCCCGCGACUGGCGCAAGGCGGGACGUUGCAUCAAGCGUCUCGCCAUCCUGUCCGACAACUCGAACAGUGUCGCUGUUUUCAACUCCCUGCGAGCGUCGCCCACCUACAACCCCAUCCUAAAGAGCGCAGUUGACGUCAUGGUCGAGUGCGCCGUCGACGUCCGCGUCGACCACAUCCCCGGCGAGCUGAACGUCAUUGCGGACGCGCUCUCCCGUGGCAAGCUUGCGCUUGUCCGAGAGCGCGUCCCUGACAUCACCCUCUUCCACCUUACACCCCCUCGAGAUGCGCUGGGGGCGGCGCAGUUAUGA